AUGCUGCGCGAAAUUAGCCGGCGUGUCGACUGGGUUCUAGUGGGGGGCCGUUGGACGCGGAUGUCCGUCAUCGGCACCAGUCUCUCAGCGGACGUUCUCGAUCGCGAAAAUAAAGGGGAUGUCGACGAUCGUGUUGUAAUUCUGAUGAUACCAGGUAACCCAGGUAAUGAGGGAUUUUAUGCCGAUUUUGGCCAUCGCGUUGUGAAGUGUUUGUUGUCAAGAGAAGAACGAAUGGGUGAUCGUAAACGACACUACUUAUUCUAUACUGUUUCACAUUUAAAUCAUGUUGUCCUCCCGAAUGAGCUGAAAAAUGCUGGCAAACCCAAGCCUUAUGAUCGUUUUCACCUUGAUGCUCAAGUGCAGCAUAAACUGGAUUUCGUCAGGGAGCACCUUCCGAAGGGUCAAAAAGUCUAUAUCCUUGGUCACAGUAUAGGUGCUUACAUGAUGCUCAGGAUACUCCCAUAUAUAAAAGACGAUUUCAACAUCAGAAAGGUUAUCGGACUCUUUCCCACAGUUGAGAAAAUGGCCGCUUCUCCGAACGGUGUGCGUCUGAAACGAGUGCUUGCUACGCUGGAUGCAAAUGACUGGCUUGCGAAGUCCGUGUCGUUCUGGUUGGACUUUUUACCCGAGAAAAUGAAGCAGUGGCUGGUUUCAUGGAAUCUUACGGGAGAAAUGGUACCAGCCAAUGUCAUCAUGUCAGCAGCAGAGCUUUUGAAUAUGAAUGUUUUCCGUAAUAUUGUUCACAUGUCGCAUGAUGAACUCAAUAAGGUGGAUGAUUUUGACAGCUCCCUGAUAACUAACAAGGAACUGGUAUACUUUUACUAUGGCAAGGAAGAUGGCUGGUGUCCGGAGGAAUUAGGUUAUUCAAUGGAAACCCGUUUACCCCGUGGACAUGUGCAGCUGGAUGAGCACGGUUGUGAACAUGCAUUUGUAAUCCGUGAUGGAGCAAUUGUUGCAGAGAAACUUCUACAGUUUAUAAAUUAA
Haemonchus placei is the source of this 984-nucleotide messenger RNA. Lineage: Eukaryota; Metazoa; Nematoda; Chromadorea; Rhabditida; Trichostrongylidae. The record is from the annotation of a GenBank genome assembly.